AUGUACCUAUCAAGUCAAGUAUUUCGCUAUGUUCUAAUCAAUGAUUCGACUGUACAACAAUCAGCAUGGAAACAUUUUCAAGCAUUAUACUUUCUUAGUCAAGUUACAGGUAAAUCUGGUUAUCCUGCACGAUCAAUAGCUCGAAAAGACGAAUUUCCACCGGCUGAUGAUUGGUUCCCAUCGCCAACUAAUUCCAGUCUUCAAUACAAAGGCGAUACAUCCUCUGAUGAAAUUGUCGGACAUCAAUUUAUCUAUCCAUUAGUUUAUGAUUAUCUAUGUCAAGAUGCUCAACAAUGUUCUCAAGCAUACGAAAUUUUAAUUAACAUAACAGAUCAUAUCAUAACACACGAUUGGUAUUUAAUUGGAGAAAAUCAUACACAUACAACGUGGGGUAUUUGGAAUCCACGAGAAAUUAACAAUAAUUCAUUUUAUCAAGAAACUCGUGGUCUGAAUAGUUUGCAAAUAUUGUCGUUUUUAUUUCAAGCGUAUCGUCUAACGAAGAAUGACCAAUAUUUAGAUCGAAUCGAUGAAUUAAUUCAAUUCUACCAAUAUGAUGUAAAUUUAAUCAAUCAAAAAAUGAUUGCUGUGUGCGAUAUUGAUUAUUCUGAUGAUGAACUAGAAUAUUUGUCUUAUUUUAACAUAGUUUAUGCAUUUUAUCGAAUCAAAUCGUCGAAAACACCAAGCGAACGUGCCAUGAAACUAAUCGAACAUUUCAAAGAAUACAUUUUAAUUGGAAUUGAACUUUCACACAAAUAUAAACGAAUGGAUAAGUCACCUUUUUAUAAUUGGAUCUAUUGUUAUGUUUUAAAUCAACUAAAUUCAUCGAAUUCUGAUUGUGAUUCAUUAAUUAGCGAUGGCGUAUGGUAUUUACAACGUCUCCCAUUAGAAUUAGUGAAUUGGCAACAGUACAACUCGAUGCGAAUGGAUAUCGAAAUCAAUCAAUUAGCUGCGUGUUUGACUGAUGAAUUGUAUUCAAGAAAAGUUUUACCGCCAGAUGAAAGAAUUGUGCAUUUAUGGAAUGGAUCACCUUUUCGUUUAGAUACUGGAAACCCUUUUUACGAAGAAGAUCCAACGAUAUUUUUGAUCAGUUAUUGGGGAAUGCGCUUUUAUAAUUUUCUUGAGAACUAG
Molecule: messenger RNA, 1128 nt
Organism: Adineta ricciae
Lineage: Eukaryota; Metazoa; Rotifera; Eurotatoria; Adinetida; Adinetidae
Source: the annotation of a GenBank genome assembly